AUGGCGUCUCCGGCGCAGCUUCAGGCGGGGCGGUCUGGCACUUACUAUACGCCUUUCCCGGUCCUUGGCCUCGCGAGCAACGGCAGCCAGAUCAUCCUGACUUCGGGUGGAGGAGGGGCGGCAGCAGCGAAGGAGGUGCCCAACAGCGUGCAGGUCCACAGGUACGAUGAAGCCACGGGUAAGCUGAAUACGAUCGCCGCCCUGAACACCGAGAAGCAGGUCGUGCACAGUCUCACCUUCUCGCCGACAAACGGCCUGUGGCUGGCGAGCACGAAAGGCAGCUGCAAGGUCCUCGAAUUGAGCGAGAGCGCGAACACGCUCACGCAGGUGCUGGAGUGGACGAGCGAUACAGAGGGCAAGGAUGUGUCGCAGAACGUCGCCAGGUGGUCUCCCUCCGGCGAACUCUCCGUGACUGGGGGCACGGACGGGGUGCUGAGAGUGUGGAGCAUGCAGAAGCCUCCGGCGGCGCCGUCGCUGAAGCACGCUUGCGAGAAGAUCAUGAUCCCGUCCACCGGCCUGGGCGGUGGGAUGAAGGCAAGAGAGCUUCGCAGGGAUGGGCGUGGAAUGCAGAGGCACGGGGCAGGUGGGAGGAGGAGCAGGAUAAGAAGAACAAAGACGAGGGAGCAUGGGGAUCGACGGGCAGGAGGAUGA
Messenger RNA from Prorocentrum cordatum, 651 nucleotides. The record is from the annotation of a GenBank genome assembly. Lineage: Eukaryota; Dinophyceae; Prorocentrales; Prorocentraceae.